CAACUCACGACUCGACGGGAAGAUUGAACAGCUCGUUCGAAACGGGCAUGAUACGAAAUUGUCAUUCGAGGGUUUGACGGAACAGAUCAGGUCUCUGCGCGAGACGUCAACUCUCUUAUCGGACAACGAUCCUCUUCGGAACCAAAUUUCGGAAACUCUAGGGAGGUUGGAGCAGACUGCCUCCCUCAUCCGGUCCAGUUCCAUUCUUCAAAAUUUGCGGUUCCAAGAAAUGAAGGAGAGGUACAAUUCGUUGAAUGAGGCACAUAGAGGAACCCUCAGCUGGCUCUUGGGCACAGGUUCUACUGACAUCGGUUCAGACCCUGGGAGUAGCUCAAUUUGUCAGCCGGGGCAACAAGAGCCCCUGUUACACGAAAGAAAGAGGUUUAUCGAUUGGUUAGAGACUGGGACUAGAAUCUCUCAUAUCUCCAGAAAGCUAGGCUCUGGCAAGUCCACUCUGAUGAAAUUCAUCUGUGAGCACCCAGAGACCCAAACUCAUCUGAGGGCUUGGUGCGAAGGGAACCCCGCAGGGGAUCCCGCAGGCAAUCCCGCAGGGAAGAAACUUAUACGCGGAACAUUUUUCUUUUGGAAAGAAGGAAGCCGUACGUCGUCUUGGUUUCAUUCGGGCGAUUCUUUACUCGAUCCUCACUCAGUCACCCGAGCUAGAACUCUUGCUUUUUAAACCCGCUCGUGACGAAGAUCUUUUUGACUUCGACUAUGCCUUCAGACGACUAAUGGAACGCGACGACAUAUACGACAAUCACAGAAUCGCCAUUAUUAUCGAUGCGCUAGAUGAGUGUGACGGCGGC
Molecule: messenger RNA, 806 nt
Organism: Aspergillus japonicus CBS 114.51
Lineage: Eukaryota; Fungi; Ascomycota; Eurotiomycetes; Eurotiales; Aspergillaceae
Exons: 1
Coding region: 230-679 (149 amino acids)
Source: RefSeq, a predicted model, not a curated record